AUGGAAGCUGAUUUGAAUCUGGACUUGCCCCAUGUCCUUUUUCAUUAUCAAGGAUUAUAUCAGGAGUCAGGAGUCAGGAGAGUUAGGUUCUGGGUCCCACAAGUGCAUGGAGAAGAUGCUGAAGACAAUGAUGUUGAAGAUAGUGAUUUUGCUGAUUUUGAGGAAUUUGAUAGUGAAGAAUCUAGGGAGAGACGUGUACCUUCAGCAGAAAAGCAUCAUUCAAAACAAGGACCAGCCAGUGAUUCCAAGGGUAAAGAGAAUAUCAAUGAUGAAGUCCAAGAGGAGGAGGGAGAUGAAGCCUCUGUUGAAGAAGAGGAUGAGUUGGAGUACAGUGACUUUCAUGAUGAGGAAGAGUUUGAAGGUUUUGAAGGUGGAGCCCCUACUGGAAAGUCUACUCCACAUCUUACUAUAGCAAAGGUACCUGCAUCUGCAAUAGGAUCAAGAUGGGACAGUUACAUAUUGGAGAUCAUGAUGGUCACAGGUCUUGUCAUCUAUCUGACAAAUUUCAUGAUGGGACGUGCUAAGAAUGCACGCUUGGCUCAGGCAUGGUUUCAGAGUCAUAAAUCUCUCCUUGAGGAGAAUUUUGUACUUGUUGGUGAUGAUGGAAAGCGUGAGGUUGGGACAAGUGGAGGAGAAGAGAAUCCUACAUACCCACUUGUCAAAGAGUCUGAGCACAUUUACACUUUGUGGUGCUCUGGGAGGCAGUGUUGUGAAGGAAUGCUGGUCCUACUCAAAUUCCUGAAGAGACAAGACUUGGUAUGGUGCAUCAGUCAGCUGGUGCGGAAGCAAAGUGAUCGUUUGGAGAUACAGUUCAACCUUGGCCAGGAUGACAUGGAUUCUUUUGUUUGGUGCAUUGCCCAGAAGAAAACAGCUGUGAGGCUCGUCAAGGAAAUGUAUGAUUUGGGAACUUAUUGCCCAGAAAGACGUCUAGGAGAAAAGUUUGGUCUUUCAUCUUCCUUUAUUCUGAUGUCAGAGAUUCCUGAAGCACUCACAUCAAUAGUUGACUCCAAAGUUACUGCUACACUUAACAAGCUGGCCCAUAUGGUGGACUAUAUCCAUGUCUCUGAUCAGUACUCAGGGCCCAAGAAUCAGGGCGAUGGGAGCUCGCAGACACCAUCAACUGAAGUGAAGAAGGUGUUGAUCUGUGGAUUCAUAGUCCCUGGGGAAGGCCAAGCCCAUGAUCUGACCGUCAUAGAUUCCAUGAAACCUCUCCUUCAGCUUUCAUUCUAUCUGCUUGAUAAGCUGAAGCGAUUUCGACUCAGCAAAGAAGGAAAGCAGAAGGCAGAGAAGAACCGUGCCAAAGUGUAUGAGGCACAGAUGCGUCAGACACAUGCUGCCCGAGCUGAAGCUGCUGCCCAGCGUCGGGAAGAGAAACGACGGCAAGAGAAGGAUCGCAUGCUUCAGGAGGAAGAUCCUGAGAAGCAACGUCGUUGGGAGGAGAAGGAAUUACGUCGUCAGAUCAAGAAAAAGCAGCCAAAAAUUAAGCAGUUAAAAGUUAAAAGCCUCUAGUCCUUCAUAGUUUUGCUUUUGUUUCAUUUGUAUUGGUGAGAGGAUGUCCCCUGCUUAAGUAUAUGAUCUGUCUUUGUAUGGGGUGUGUUGGAAACAGUGACUCCAAUGAAUAUGAAAAUAUUCAUUUAACUGAAAAACAAAAUUGAAAUUGUAGGAAUGUGAAGACCAACUUAUGGAGAUAAUGUCAUGCAUAGUUAGGACUUAAUGUAACUAUUUCUUCACCUUUGACUUACAUGCUCUCCUCAAAUGACAACUUCAUUCAUACCUGCUGUUAGAGUGACUAGAUUGUGGCUAGAACAUCUCCUCUGACACUUUCCAGUUAAAACAAGGUUUAAGGCUUGUUAGCAGGUAUGUUGGACUUAGAUUGAUAAAAGUUUGGCAUGAGGAGAUCUAGCAAUUUUGUGAGCCAAGGAAAAUGACUUCUACUUGAAAUGACCUAGGUUUGAAACAUUACUUGCAUCCCAGUCAUGGUCUGACCUGCCAUGUCCUCCAUCAAGUUGGAACUACAUCCUAACAACAUGAAUCUGCAGUUGCUGAAGUUCUUGCUGCACAUAUAUUGCUAGUCUUUUAUAUUAACUAUCUCCCAUUCACUAUUACCAUGUUGAAUUUGAAAAUUAAAUGGAAACUUUGCCAUUAAUAUUUUCAAGUACCUGCAACACUGUAUUUAAGAGGAUCUUAUUCCCUCAGUUUAAACUUUGCUUCUUGGUUAAAUAAAUACAUUCGUAUUGUUUGGUGUCUAUCUUUCUGACUCACCCUGUACUUCCAUAAUUGUCAAGACCUAUGAGAGACAUCAUUUCCAGAUUUUGCAGCUGAGGAAAUGUACUCAGAAAUUAGUGAUUUUUUUUAGUUUGUUGUAUUUUCCCUGUUUCUAGUUUCAAACAUAUUAUUUUAAUGGUUGCUAGAAUGAGAGCAUGUUUCAUUGUCCCUCAUCAUAAUAGGAUUAAUUCUGAAAGGUGGUGGUGGGAUUGAUUGGAAAAAAAAGGGUGGAUCGAAAACUUUUCCUGUAAUUGUCUGCUCCAGCUAUGCUAGUAACUUAGGAAUGGUGUUUUUUAAUAAGUGUUUUUUUGUGAACACUAUAUUAAUGCCUCAUCACACACAUGACAUGGAGAUUAAAAAAACAUCAUCUUUUUGCUUGAAACAGAUACCUGCUCAUGUUGGAAUAACUAUGGUUAAGUGCUAUUUGAUUAUUUGUUGUCAGUUAAUGGAAAUUCACUUUCCUUUCUUGAUCCAAUCAUUAAACAUCUUGCUGACUUUAAUUUAACACUUUUCCUGUUUUUGUUCUUGUUUCAGACAUGGCAGAGGUAUUUCCUCCAAAAGACCAUGUGCUUAUAAAAUUGCUCAGAAUUAAUCAUAGUUAAAGGGUAAAAGUUCCCCAUAAGCAAUGGAAAAAUUCAGCCUUGAAGAGUCUCCCUAACAGAAAGAAUCCUAUCUAUUAUAGUGAUAUUCUCAGGAAGAGGGUAAAGGGCAGAUGGAUAGAACAAAUAGACAGUCAUUGAAAAGAAAUUUUCAGCCAGGAACAUGCACCUGGUUGCAAAUAGCUUCUCUUGUCACAUUUCUGUUUGUUCUCUUCUUGAUCCUUCACUUCCUAUCUCCACCAAAUAUUAAUAGUUUGGUUUGAGGUUUCUAGGAGUUCCUUCAAUGCAGUUUCUAUUCAUGGCUGAAUCAGGAACUCUUUCACAGCAUUUUGUUGCAAAUGUUUCUUGGUUUCAGUGCUUUAUCAGCAUACAGUCUUUUGGAGAAGGGGUGCAUACCAAAGAAGUUGCACACUAAUGUUAAAGAGGGGAGGGGAAUUUCUUCCUAUUUUCAAACUGAUAAAAAAAUGUUGAGCACCACAUAUUUGCAACUACUCCCAACAGCAGGAAUUAUUUUGCCUCGCCCAAAGAUGCAGUAUUUGUGAUAUCCAUGACAUGUGUGAUUACGUACUGAUCAGAACAUUUAAAGAAAAUUGUCUGUCCUCUGCAGCCAACAGAAUGUUGGGGCAGAUUAUAAUUUGGGGUGGCUAUUUUUGUACCACUUUGAUAAUUUGAGAAUCCUGUCCUUGUAGAUGUGCACGAACUCUCAUUUUGCCCAUACUUCCUCUUUGACUGUUGCUGUGAUCCUUGGGGCUGUUCUGCAUCCUGCAUCCUUAACUCCACCAUGAAGUACAACAGAAAGGAAAAUCUGAACACCUAAGUUGGUAGCACAGUGAAUUGGCCUGAAAACAGUGUGUGGAAAUCAGAGCCUUGUUCAUAAAUGUUUGGAAAAAUUGAAGCUCUGUUAAAAUCCCCUUGCUAUUUGUUAAGGACACUGGGUGAAUUCAAAGAUGAUGUUGGUAAAAGGUGUAGUGUGAAAUCCAUUCCUCACCACUGAAUUUGAAUUUUGUCCAUCAUGUUAGUGCGGCAUCAUGAUUUCCUAGUGUUCACAGUGGUAGAACACCAGACUAUACGCAAAAUGUGACCUUGAUUGCCAGUUUGGUGUUGGUGCGAUGGGAAUUCAUAUACUUCACCAUGAAGUGUUGCAUUAAUCCCAUCAACAUGAGUCCAAAACUGAUGUUUGUUGAAAGACCUCAUCAUUUCUGAGCUUGAUAUGUUUUUGGAAUCAUCAUUGAGGCUGAAGAUCAGGAACUUCAUUCAAUGACAUAUCAAUCCAUAUGACUCAGACCUGGCCUUGUAUUAGAAGCUAUAUACAGUAUGCACCUAAUGCUAGUGGUGGCAGAAUUUUAGCCUGCAUCCAUGCAAUGAAUGCCAAAAAAUGAAAAAACUCUCAAGUCUGCUUCCAAUUGGCCUAACCUAUAAUUAGUUUCAGAUUACAUAUGUCUGGAAGGCUUUGAAUCCUGGAAAGAAGGAGAAAUAUAAUGGCUCUUGGUCUACAGCAUAUGGGAUGAGGUUAUAUCAUUGGGCUUCAAGCUAAUGGUAGUGGUGGGAGAAGCUCUCAGCACUAACCAUGAACCAUUGGUGCUAAAUGCUGGCACCAUUUUUUUUAACUCAUCCACUCUGCAUUCAUUGAAGCAAACAGAAAAGGUACAGUAUUACAUCCGCAGUGAACCUUAUUUCUACUUUUGAAGUUUGUUAGAUUGUCUGCUUACCAUAUCAGAGACAUCCUCUGCAUGACAUUUACUAAGGCUGCUUUUUCCAUCUUCCAAAAAACAGAAUGGAGGGAAAGUGAGAUAGAAUUAGUUUUCUUGAGGGAAAAAACGGCUUAUCAAGACCAAGGUGAAACAAAUCAGCUGUGAUUGGCUGUCUGUAAGAUUGGUGUUACUUGAGUUCAUGUUUCUCAGGUUCUUUCAAUUUUGCUGCAAUUUGGGAAAGGCCCAGUCCAUUUCUUCUGUUUACUUUGUGCAACAUAUUUGCAAUAAACAGGAUUGAACUAUA
Molecule: messenger RNA, 4859 nt
Organism: Darwinula stevensoni
Lineage: Eukaryota; Metazoa; Arthropoda; Ostracoda; Podocopida; Darwinulidae
Source: the annotation of a GenBank genome assembly